AUGGAGGAAAAUGUGAAUAUAAGAGAUGUUGAUGAUGGAGUUCUUAUGAUCAAGAAUAGUUUAUGUCAUAAAAGGGUUCUUCUUGUUCUUGAUGAUGUAAAUCAAUUCAAACAGUUAGAAAAGUUAGCUGGGGAGCCAAAUUGGUUUGGUCAAGGUAGUAGAGUUAUCAUAACAACAAGAGAAGAGCAUUUGUUGAUAAGACAUAAAAUAUAUGAGGAUCGAAAAUUGGAUGAUGAUGACGCUCUUCACCUUUUUAGUUUGAAGGCUUUUAAUAAAGAUCAUCUUGUCAAAGAUUAUCUAAAGAUGUCCAAGCAUUUUGUAAAUUAUGCUAAAGGCCUUCCUUUAGCUGUUGAUGUUUUGGGUUCUCUUUUGUACAAUAGAAGAAAGGUGGAAUGGGAAAGUGAAUGUGAAGCAAUUGAAGGACUUGUCCUUGAACUGGGUAACCAACAUACAUCCAAAGAGGCACAAUGGAAUCUUGAAGCCUUUUCAAAUAUGCCCAACCUUAAAUUGCUUAUAAUUCAUGGUGUUCCCUUUCUGCAUGGUCCCAAACACCUUUCUAAUGACUUAAGAUAUCUUGAUUGGAGUGAAUAUCCUUCAAAAUCUUUGCCAUCAAGUUUCCAACCAGAUGAGCUUGUUAAACUUCUUAUGUGCAAGAGAAAAAUUGAAUUACUUUGGGAAGGAAUAAAGCAUUUUGACAACUUGAAGUCCAUCAAAUUAAACGAUUCCAUAAAUCUCAUUGCAACCCCUGAGUUCAGUGGAGUCCCAAAUCUUGAGAAAUUGAUGCUUGAAGGUUGUAUAAAUCUACUUGAGGUUCACUCAUCUAUUACAGUUCAUAAAAAGCUCACUCUUCUUAAUCUAAAAGGUUGCAAAAACCUUAAUUUCCUUCUAAGCAAGAUUGAAAUGGAGUCUCUUGAGAUUCUUAUUCUUUCGGGUUGUUCAAAAAUUAAGAGAAUUCCAGAAUUUAUGAGAAAUAUAGAAAGUGAUUGCAAAAAACUUGUGUAUAUUCCUGGCAGCAGUUUUAGCUUCAUGUCGCUUGAAGAUCUCAAUGUAGCUGGCAAUUUGAAACUUGACAGACAGUCAAAGAACUUUUUAAGCUUAAACCUUUCAAGCCUAUCACCUGAAAAAUGGAAUCGGCUUUCCAAAAGCCUAAAUUCUAUCCUGGUCUGGGCUCCAGAUCUGGACCAUUUAAAGGGAAUCUAUAAGGAACCCGAAAUACAUUUUGUGGCUACCCUUAGUAUUGUUAUUCCUGGAAGUAAAAUUCCAAAAUGGUUUAAACCUUAG
Quercus lobata is the source of this 1281-nucleotide messenger RNA. Its product is annotated as disease resistance protein RML1B-like. Bases 1 to 1281 code for a protein of 426 amino acids. Gene Ontology annotation, molecular function: ADP binding. NCBI's taxonomy places the organism in Eukaryota, Viridiplantae, Streptophyta, Magnoliopsida, Fagales, Fagaceae. The record is from RefSeq and is a predicted model, not a curated record. Gene Ontology annotation, biological process: defense response. The transcript is spliced from 5 exons.